Mesorhabditis belari is the source of this 582-nucleotide messenger RNA. Lineage: Eukaryota; Metazoa; Nematoda; Chromadorea; Rhabditida; Rhabditidae. The record is from the annotation of a GenBank genome assembly.
AUGCACACAAUGUUGAUCAAUAAACCACCGGAUACUGGUUCUCAACUUUCUCGCCACCCACUGCAUCAAGACCAACAAUACUUCCCAUUUGGCCCAUCUGAUGCCAUUGUUUGUGCAUGGACUGCUAUGGAAACUGUGAACCGAGCAAAUGGAUGCCUCGUCGUUGUGCCUGGCACUCACAAAGGACCCGUUCAUCCACAUGAAUACCCGAAAUGGGAGGGAGGAGUCAAUCCACUCUAUCACGGAAUCCAGGACUUUGAUCCAAAUAUGCCAAGACUUCAUUUGGAAAUGCAGGCUGGCGACACUGUAUUCUUUCAUCCGAUUCUAAUUCACGGAUCUGGAACAAAUAGAACCACAGGUUUCCGAAAAGCGAUCUCCUGCCAUUUCGCCAAUGAUGAUAUUUGUCGCUAUCAGCCAAUCACUCAAGGACAGAGCAACACAGCAAACGAGAUUGUGGACACGGCACAAAGAGUGUUGAAGAAAUUUGGAAUCGAUGAUGCUGAUGCGAAAGAAGCGAUUCCUGAUCUGGAGGGAGUUUGGCGAAUGAAAGCAAAAGCCGUGAGCGGAGUGAGGAACCAUCUU